AUGUUAUCAAAUAAAUUAUGUGAAUGUUAUCGAAACAUGUUAAAUGAAGAAAAAACCAAUGAAGAAGGACAAACAAACAAAAUAUCAUUUACAAAAUUAAUGGCAUCCAAAGGUAUACGUUAUUUUGGUUUAAUUACGUGGCCAAUUAUUGUAUGUUCAACAUUAUUAACUUUAUUACUCACAAUUUUACAUUACGACACAAAAACAUCGACAUCUCUGGCUUUAUUUUUAAUUGCAAUCACUCUAGAAUGUUUCAUAUUAUCAUUCGUUAAAAAUUUGUGCUCCAUUGUCGGUGGAACCUGUGCUGGAUAUGCUCUUGUUGCACCGGCAUUCGAUACAAAAACGGUUCAAAUAUUAUCUCAACAAGAAGCGUAUGCUUGUGGACAACGGUGUACAGCGAUGUUAAACGGUUUACAUCGUUUCAUGUCCUGUAAUCAUAUUGAAAAUUUUGGCUGUGACUACUCGUCUAGUGGAAUAACAAUGAAUUUCAUCAACGCAAAAUUAAAAACAUUUUUUGCCAAAAGAACAUUAGAUGGAUUACGGUAUGACACAUAUGUAUUCUUCUACAGUGGACCAACAAGAGAUACCGGCGAUAUAGCACUGUCAGACAAUCAAGCUGUUACAGUAAAUUUGUUACUUCAGUGGUGGUGUGAAAAUGGAUACCAUGAGCCGACAUGCACUUCUCGUCUUAUUCUCAUAUUUGACACUUACAAUUCUCACAAAUGGUUAAAAUUAAUUAAUUGUCAAUCGUCAUUUUCCUCGUGUAAACCUGGUGUCUAUCUUGUUUUACAAACUUAUCGUCGUUAUUCAAAACAAGAAACAAAAUUAAUUGAACUAGGUCAGAUUCAUUUAGGUCAAUUUACCGAUUUAUGGUUAAAAUUAAACAGUGUAGAAGAUACUACCGCUGAUGAAAAAUUAACGUGGAAAGCAAAUUAUAUGCAGCCAAAAUGCGCUUUUUCAUACUAUUGGUCAGAAUACAGUUUUCAAAAACCAACAAAUUCUGAUAUUGAAUUAUAUUUGAAUGAACACUACUAUCUAAAACGUCUCCAUUUAUUUUAUUUAUGUUUAACUUAUAUACCGUCAAUUAUAACAUAUCCAUUUCUCUAUGUUUUCAAGUGUUUAAAACGAACAAAAUUUAUGUUGUUGACACCAAAAAUUAUUGAUACAUAUCAUGGUUUCAGAUUAUUUGUGAGAUGA
This is a messenger RNA of Didymodactylos carnosus, 1197 nucleotides long. Lineage: Eukaryota; Metazoa; Rotifera; Eurotatoria; Philodinida; Philodinidae. The record is from the annotation of a GenBank genome assembly.